Molecule: messenger RNA, 1357 nt
Organism: Physella acuta
Lineage: Eukaryota; Metazoa; Mollusca; Gastropoda; Physidae
Source: RefSeq, a predicted model, not a curated record
AAAUUCAAAAUUUGAUUCAAGUACUAGAUCUAAUAAGUGGGCCUAAAAUAUUGGAUUAAUCUAAUAUUAGUGCCUAAUAAGUUUAAUUUUAAUAAGAUUUUGUCUGAAGCAACUCAUACUGACGCUAGACUGUUAUCCCAAAAGUGACAAGUUCAAAUCCAGGCUCAAGUCAGAAGAAAGUCCCUGAGUCCACCCAGCACUGAUGGGUAUCUAACUCAUAUUAGGAAAGUAAAGGCGGCUGAAGAUAGUGCUGACCACAUCAUCACUUCAUUUGCUGAAUUCACAGAAACCAGUGAACUCCAUGUUUCCUGCUCCGUGGCCUAACAGAUCUACAAGUAUAGAGUACGACACUAAUUUUAAAGACUAGUCGUGAUUUGCCUGUGUUGGAAAUGGAAACAUUUGAUUCAGAACUGGAACCUGAGAGUAAACUAGAGAGAAAAAGACGCAAGGCAAGAGAAAGGAAGGCCCGAUGGAAAGCUAAACUAGAUGAAGUAUCUAAGGCUAGGAUUCGGGAAACAGAAGCAAAUCGCAACUACUUAAAGAGACAUAUUAUGGAGAUGCCAGAAGAGGCUUUAGCACGACGGAAGGCAGAGGCCAGUGGUGGUAGGUGCAGAAGAGAUGAUGAACCUUCAGAAUUUUUACUAGCGAUGCGGCGGGCAAACACCUUAGCUCAAAGACGCAGACGAGCGAAUCUAGAUCCAGAGACAGCUGCGAGGCAACGGGAGGCCGAUGCUGCACGCAGAAGAAAAGCUAGAGAGGAAGAGACUCCAGAAGCUGCAGAAGCGAGGCGGUGGGCAAAUACCUUAGCUCAAAGACGCAGAAGAGCGAAUCUAGAUCCGGAGACAGCAGCGAGAAGAAGGGAGGCCAAUGCUGCACGCAAAAGAAAAGUUAGAGGAAAGGAGGGCGAAAUUCAUUAAAGAUAAUAUACAACCAGAAUAUUGCGGUAAAAAUUUCAAUAUCUGCCUGAUUUGUUAUUUUAAGUAUUUUGCUGACAAGUUUCCUCCUGAUUGUAAAUUUGACGUUCAGGAAAAGAGUAGAUUGACAAACUUAACUAAUGCUUCUGGGAUCUGGACUGACUCUUCAAAAACCCUAUGAUGUUUGAUUAGUUUUUUUAUACAAUUAACUUAUUUAAUUCACAUUUUGUUAUAUUUUUAGACUUGUGUAAAAACUAAUCUGAGAUUAAAUAGUUACAGUCGAAUGCAUCUAGUCUAUGAUUUAAGCCAUGAUUAUUAAUCGCUCUUUUAUUUUUGUUGCCAGUCGGUGAACAAGAUUUUGUUUUGGUGUCUGGAUGUUGUGUUUAAUCCAAAUGUAGUAGUGAGCAGAGUUUCUUCCAGCCAUCACUUCGAAGAAAGUCUAC